GGCUACAUAACUUAGCUAGCAGCCUUACCUAUCAGUCACUUCUAUUCAGGAAUAACAACAUGAACGAGAGACAAAAUGAUUUUAUUUGGUUUUCCGCUCGAUGUGCAGUUGCGUUUUAAGAAAAAGAUGGAGACCAUCCAUUUGCUUUUAGUAUUUUAGCUGUUAAGCGUUUUGCUGAGUCCAUUUUGCGUGUAACUGGAAGUGGAAAAGACAAAGAGAAAAGAGCUUUCCAAUAGCUAGAAUGGUUUGGGCCUAAAAAGAAGACAAGAGCAACAUGAACCGUGAGGACCGGAAUGUGCUCCGAAUGAAAGAAAGAGAAAGGAGAAAUCAAGAAAUCCAGCAGGGAGGAGGAGGAGAGGCCUUUCCAGCGAAUUCCCCUCUCUUUCCUGAACCCUACAAAGUGUCCAGCAAGGAAGAUAAACUGUCCAGCCGUAUUCAGAGCAUGCUGGGCAAUUACGACGAGAUGAAAGAGCCGAUUGGUGACACACUUCCAAAGCUUGGCGGUAAACCUUCUAACAGCUCGUCUUCCUCCGAGGAGAAAUCGGGCCCACCUUUGUUUGGCGGGGAUCAGCGUGGUGUGGGUAGCGGUGGCAGCAGCCAGAGCAGUAAGUGGACUCCCGUGGGCCCUGCAGCAGGUGGAUCUUCAUCCGGGUCCCAGAAACGCUCUGGACUCCAGGGCGGGCACGGCAGCCAGAGGGGCAACGGAGGCAGCAGUGGCAGCAGCAGUAGCCAAAGACACGGAGGGGAGGUGCGGGAAAAGAAGUCUAGUAAACACAGUGGAGGGUCAGAGCACUCAAAGUCACACACAUCGAGUCCGGCCAAGGGCUCUCUGAGUUCCUCCAGCAGCAACAGCCACUUGCGAAGCUCCUUGUCUGCCGAGCAGCAUCACAGCAAGGAGCGCUAUCGCUCCAAGUCCCCGCGAGACAAAGAGGCCAACUGGGACUCACCCUCACGGGUUCACACCUCCUUCCCCAGUGGACAGCACUCGAGUCAGACUUUUCCCCCAUCUCUCAUGUCCAAGAUCGGCUCCAUGCAGCAGAAGCCCACAGCGUAUGUGCGGCCUAUGGACGGCCAGGAAACGGCAGAAACAAAGAGCUCACAAGCAGAAAGCUACAGUGGACAGUCGCACAGCAGCACCAUGGGAGAGAUGAAGUCCAACAGCAAGGCCUCACUUUCCAAACUUAAGAUCCCCUCACAGCCUGUAGAGGGAUCCGGCGACGCCAACUGUGUCGAUGAGAUUCUUAAGGAAAUGACUCAGUCAUGGCCCCCGCCGCUGACAGCCAUCCACACCCCCUGCAAAACAGAACCCUCCAAGUUUCCAUUCCCCACCAAGGACUCUCACCCUUUUCCAAGUGGACACAAGCGAGGCAGUUCUUCCAAGAGCUCCAGCAGCCACCAGCCCAAAGCUUGCGAUGACCAGCCCACUAUGCUGGAAGAUGACCUGAAGCUAAGCAGCAGCGAGGACAGUGAUGGUGAACAGGACUCAGCCAAGAAUGCCUCAAGGAACACAUCAGCAAGCAAUAACAGUGAAGGAGCGGAGCAAUCGAGGGAUGACUCGAGCAGCCACAGCGGCUCAGAGAGCAGCUCGGGCUCCGACAGCGAGAGCGAAAGCAGCACGACAGACAGCGAAGCCAAUGAGCAGCCGCGGCCGGCCUCUCCUGAGCCUGAACAACCCAUGGCCAACAAGUGGCAGCUGGACAAUUGGUUCAAGAAGGCCAAGCAGUUCUCCCCAGCCUCUCCAGUGGACAAUAAUGUUCCAACCAAGUGCAAGAAAGAGGGCAGAGAUAACGGGUCAGGGCGCAGCUAUGGUAGCCAGGGAGGGGGAUCAAAAGACUCAACGGCACCCACCCCAAGCAGGGACCUACGGGCAGCGCAAAAGGGUGCAGAAGGUGGCCGUGGUCGCCAAAAAUCCCCCGCCCAGAGUGAUGGUGGCACAAAUCCGCGAAGAAGUGUGGGUAAAAAACAGCCUAAAAAGUCUGAGAAACCCCCAGUGGUGGAGGAACCUAAGGGAGGUCUGAGAGUGGAGAGUGAGCCGGCUCCCGAGAUACCUCCUCAUCGGCCCAAAGCUGCUACUAAGGGUUCCCGCAAACCAAGCAUUAAAAAAGAACCUAAAUCCUCUCCAAGGCCCACCGUGCCGGCUGUCACGGCCACUGCAGAUAAACGCAAGGCCAAGGCACCCACCAAGACUUCCCAGAAGUCUCGUGAGUUUGUUGAUACAGACUCCUCAUCGUCAGACUCUGAGGGGAAUGACAGCAUUCCGUCCUCGUCACAGACACCCAAGUACACAGAGAGCAUCAGGACCCCCGUGUGUGUGUUUUCUCCAAUGGAAGACAAAGAGCUGUUGUCUCCACUCAGCGACCCUGAGGAGCGCUACCCCGCAAGGCAGCCUCAGCAGCAGGUUUUACUAGUAAAGAUAGAUCUCAGCCUGCUGUCUAGGAUCCCAGGGCGGCCCUACAAGGAGCCUGUAGAGAUAAAAGUGGAGAGGGACGACUCUCUAGACCAGGACAGCAAAGACUUCAGCAAGCAGACCACUGAGAAGAGCUCUAGUAAGGCCAAGAGGAAACACAAGAACGACGAAGAAGGCACAAAGCCAGAGAGCAAGCGAUGCAAGCUGGAGAAGUCCCUGUCUCAUCAUAAAAACAGCAGUAAAGAGUCUAAGAGAUCUUUGGAGAAGAAAGAAGAGCCAGUCCCCUCUCCUUCCAUGUCAGGCCUUCAGCGGACGCCCAAGGCAGAGCACCCGAGUCGGAAGAGGACAGUCAGCCAGUCCUCUACCUCUUUGUCCAGUGGGACAGGAAGUGGAAAGGAGGGAAGCCACAGCACCAAGGGCAACUCUACCUCCAAACACAGAAAAGGAGAGGAAAAGGGACGCAGCACACGAGAUGGCAAGGAGAAAUCCUCAAAGGGCUGUGAUAACCAGCUGGCUGUGCCUCCGCUCUCCACGGACGGCUCUAAGUCUCAGAGAUCCAAGCUGGUGUUUGAGGACAGGGUCCAUUCAGCAGAUCACUACUUACAAGAAGCCAAGAAACUUAAACACAAUGCUGAUGCACUGGUUUUGAGCAUGAUGUCCAAAAAAAACAAAAAACAAAACAUAAAUGCUUUUGUUACCGGGUCGCUGAAAGAUGAACAGAAGUUGGAUCGUUUCGAGAAGGCCGUUUACUACCUGGACGCCGUGGUGUCUUUUAUUGAAUGUGGUAAUGCCCUGGAGAAGAGCGCCCAAGAGGCCAAGUCUCCAUUCCCCAUGUAUGCUGAAACGGUGGAGCUUAUUAAAUACACUAUGAAGUUAAAAAGCUAUAUGGCCCCAGAUGCUACUUCAGCCGACAAGAGACUAGCUGUGCUCUGCCUACGAUGCCAGUCUCUCCUCUACCUGCGGUUAUUCAAGCUGAGGAAAGACAGUGCACUAAAAUACUCCAAAACACUCACCGAACACUUAAAGAAUUCUCUGAGUAACACCCAGGCUCCCUCUCCUGGAAUGGGAAACAAGGCAGCAGGUAUGCCCUCUCCAGUGUCUCCCAAACUGUCACCUGGCACGGCCGGUGGCUACUCGUCAGUCAGCAGCAGCAGCAGCACCAGCUCGUCUGUGACCAUACCUCAGCGUAUCCACCAGAUGGCUGCCAGCUACGUCCAGGUCACCUCCAACUUCCUGUACGCCACCGAGGUCUGGGACCAGGCUGAGCAACUGUCCAAGGAGCAGAAAGAGUUCUUCUUGGAGUUGGACAAGGUGAUGGGUCCUCUGAUCUUCAACACCAGCAGCAUGACAGAACUGGUGCGUUACACACGCCAGGGCCUCCACUGGCUGCGCCUGGACGCAAAGCUUAUUCCCUAGCGAGGAAUCUCUGCCUGCGCACUGCUUCCACUCUCACACACCCACCCCCGCCCCCUCCCACAAACACAGCCACACCUCAGCCUCUUGUGUUCAGCAACAUGUGCUCAAAGACACAAGUAUGCCCUCACAGACAGACACACAAUUAUGUACUGUAUGCACACACAGUCCACCUCUGGUCCUCCAUGUACACACACACACACACACACACACACACACACACACACACACACACACACACACACACACACACACACACACACGAUGAACUUCUCAGACAUAUUUUCAACACUGUGUCCAUUUCCUACACCAGCUUGCCAAAAACACUGAGCAAUUUAGAGCAUCUCACAACGUCGACAGCACCACACAGGGAGAAGGAUCGGAACUGCAGCACAGGAACAAAAAAAAAAGCUUAUUGCCGCGCGUCAUAUAUCGGCAUUCUUACAAAAUCUUUGAAGGCCAUGUUUCUAUCUAUUUGGCAUGGAAGUGCUGGGUGAAUUAUUUGAUGAAUACACUUAAAAAUGGGUUUUUUUUGUUGUUUUUUUUUUUUAGGCUACUUUGGCUUUUAACUUUUUCUUUUACUUUGUUUCACCAAAGUACCUCCCAUAAACACCAAAGGUGCUUUAAAACGAAGGUUUCUCUUUAUCAUUUGUGUGCCUUGUAUGUGAGCUACAGGAAAACAAACACAUCAUAUCUGAAUAAUUGUUUUAUUUUCCCUGUAUUUUUUUUUUUUUCUGUCGCUGAAACUCAUCCAAUGCAUUUUUAAACAUUUAGCAGUUAAUGGAAUCUGGACAACAAUUUUUUUUUUAUUUCAGUUUUAAGUCUAAGCAUUUGACUUUUAGACAUUAGAUGAGCUGCUAUGUUACGCCAUCUUGAUUUUGAUCUUUCCUUCAAUGUCUAUUCGCGAAAGGUUAAUCUUGGAGCAUGCCCACAUGAUUUAAAGACUGUAGGAAGGGCUACUGUGCACAGCAGAUUAAUACUUCUGACACACACACAUUUCCAGAGGCAUGAGCUUCUUUCAGCCCUGCUAGAAAAUCAAAUUUUGGUGAGUUUGUUCAAACCACUCUGGUCCGGUUUGAUGCAAGGAGCAGCAUAGUCUCUAGGGGCUGCUAGAGAAGGGAUUUUAAUCUCUUGGACUUAAUAAUAAAAUUGAUCAUAUUAACGUUCUCUCUAAGAGAUUUGCUGUCUUUGAAGCUCCAGAGUACAAGUCUCUUCCUAUGAAAUGUUUUUACACAUUGUUUGCUGAGAAGUUUUCUCUAGGAUGAGUCACUUCCAGACAGUGUUAUUCUUUUUUUGAUCCCCUUGUUUGCUGAGAGAGUAUUUUUCUAUGGAUCAGCAGGGAGUGUCUUAAGUAUUGAAGUCGUCUCCUCGUAUACAAUGCAGUUAUUCACAUUGCAGUUUAUAAAAGCUGGGCCUGAGUGACCACUAAUUUGGCACAACAAAAGCAAAUUUGUCUGAAAGGAAAGUUCUUUAGAGAGUUAGUCAUCAAUGAUGCAGAUUAGCAGUGUUGCAUUUAUAGAAUAGAGUUUAAAUCUAUGAUUAUAUAUUUCAAAAAAAAAGAAGUAUAACGGCCAAUAAAGAUUUUAUUUAUAUACCAAGCUCUUUUUUUUUUUUUUUUCCCUCCUUUUUUGGCCAAGAAGUAUAACUUUUCAAAUGCAUACUUGUAAAACAGGGUUGAACAAGGGUUAUAAGAUGCAAAGUAUUUGUAUAUCUAACUGUUCCUAUUUAAAUUUUAAAAUCUUAAUCAUACUUACAUUACACGACGUAGCUAAGAUAUGUGUUAGCCACAUGUUGUUAAUGUGGUACAGGAGGCGGGGUAAAGACGACAGAGUAACGGCAUGUGCCAGCUGUCCAGAUAUGAACAUUUCUGUUGGAUAUUUAAUAUUACUGGUUGUCAUGAAGGGAAAUGUGGAUGGCCGUGGUUUUGAAUGAAGAUGUUAACAUUUCACCCAAGAUUUCAGUUGACAUUUGGGUGUUAAUCUUCAGUGUCAUGAAGGACUAUGCUUUUUUUUGUCUGCAUUUGUUUUUAUUUAUUUUUUUUUUAGCACACUUCCUACUAAAACAUGCUGGAAAUAUUUUAAACCUGGGCCAAAUAGCAUUCAUGGAAACUUUUUAUUGGUUGAUUUUUGUUUUAAUUUAUGGCCAAUGAGUUUGCUAAAGCGUAGAAGUACCAGAAAAUUCAUGACUUUUCGUAGUCUGUAACUUUCUGGCACUUUUCUUCUAUUUUCAAACAGAAGUUUGGUGUAUUGUCCAUCUUAAACCUUUUUUAAUCUCAAGACAAAUCUUAAGAAUUACUAUUUGGCCCAUGUUUGACCUUUUUGUGUGUUUUCUGUAUUUUAUUUUUUUCCUUCACUGGCUCCCUGGCCUUUAUUGUAGGAGGGGAUACUGUUAUUUCCUCUUGCACUUGAAAAAAGAGAAAGUCAGCGGAGGUAUUAUUUUAAUCUAUGCAGGAUUUUUACAAAAAAGAUCUGAUUUUUAGGCUUGGGAUUUUUCCCCCC
Messenger RNA from Micropterus dolomieu (smallmouth bass), 6318 nucleotides. It is a transcript of the gene aff4, whose product is annotated as AF4/FMR2 family, member 4. Gene Ontology annotation, cellular component: nucleus; super elongation complex. Lineage: Eukaryota; Metazoa; Chordata; Actinopteri; Centrarchiformes; Centrarchidae. The record is from RefSeq and is a predicted model, not a curated record. The coding region runs from base 275 to 3823 and encodes 1182 amino acids. The transcript has 22 exons. Gene Ontology annotation, biological process: regulation of gene expression.